Galeopterus variegatus (Sunda flying lemur) is the source of this 1372-nucleotide messenger RNA. It is a transcript of the gene CD164, whose product is annotated as CD164 molecule, sialomucin. The record is from RefSeq and is a predicted model, not a curated record. Gene Ontology annotation, cellular component: lysosome; endosome. The transcript is spliced from 6 exons. Lineage: Eukaryota; Metazoa; Chordata; Mammalia; Dermoptera; Cynocephalidae. Bases 89 to 634 code for a protein of 181 amino acids.
GGCGGCGCCGCAGGGGGCGGGCGGACGGCCGGACAGACGAAACGCCUUGAGCCGCUGUUUUCUCCCGGACACCAGCGCUGAGGACACGAUGUCGGCGCUCUCUCGUCCGCUGCUUUGGGCCGCCACCUGCUUGGCCGCGCUCUGCGUGCUGUCCGCGGAUCAGAACGCCACCCUGGCCCCGAACGUGACUACACUCACGCCUCUAGCGCCCACCACCAAGAUAGCCCCGACGCCGGCGACCUCCGUCCCGCCGGCCACCUCUCCAGCACCAGAAACCUGUGAAAGUCACAACAGCUGCAUGUCCUGUCUUAAUGGUAGUAUUGCUAAUACUACCUGCUUUUGGAUAGAAUGUAAAGGAGAUAAGAGCUACUGUUCAGAUAAUUCAACACUUAGCAGUUGUCAUGUGAUGAACAGCACAGACUCUUGUUCUGUUGGAACACCCAGUCCAGUGCCAACAAAUUCUACAGGUACAACAAAUACCACUCUGACUCCAACCGCACAACCCACGCGGAAAUCUACCUUUGAUGCAGCCAGCUUCAUUGGAGGAAUUGUCCUUGUUUUGGGUGUGCAGGCUGUAAUUUUCUUUCUCUAUAAAUUCUGCAAAUCUAAAGAACGAAAUUACCACACUCUGUAAACAGACCCCUUAAAUUAAAAAGGACUGGCGAUUCAUUUGUGUAACUCACCGAAACCAAAAUAAUCUUUCAAGAUGUCCCACAUGGAAGACGCUAUUCCAGGAUCUUUAAAUUUCCAAUGGAUGCAUAUAGGAUAUUUUGGAGCAUCGUCCUUGAAGAAAAAAUCAGUUAAACCAUUUUGUUCAACAAGAAUAUUUAAAAUAUUCUGCAUGAAUCCUUGUGGCUGUCUUCUUUUAUUUUAAAUGGCUGCUGCUGUGGGAUUAUGUUUCUUUUCUUAACAUGCCAAAUGUAACUUUCUGUAAGUGAUGGAAAAUGUUGUCCUGUGUGACAACCUCAUGACUCUUGGCAGUUUAAAUUUAGUUGUUUUAAAGCCUGAAAGCUGCAUUAUUUUCAUCCUAACUCAAAAUGUAACUUAGUGACCACAAUUGAGAAGAGUGUGCCAAAUGAGCAUGAAUCAGGUGGAUUUUUGGCUAUCAUUUCAAAAGUGGAAUAAAUUUAUAAAUUUAGUAGACUAAACUGUAUCCUUAGAGUAAAGUUCUAUGCUUGAUAACAGUUAUUUUUUCUACAUUAGAAAUAAGAUGCCACACAGGGAAUUACAUUCCAGAUUUAAAGAAAUGAAUGGAAAGGAUACAAACAAUUAGUGUAUAACAGGUUAUUGUUCAUACUUGUAAAGCACCUUAUAUUGAGAAAAUAAAGAACAGUGCCUUAAAAGACAGACUGGAAAGGUAGGCUGUAACUUU